This is a messenger RNA of Fonsecaea multimorphosa CBS 102226, 1233 nucleotides long. RefSeq lists its product as uncharacterized. The transcript has 2 exons. The record is from RefSeq and is a predicted model, not a curated record. Gene Ontology annotation, molecular function: cysteine synthase activity. Lineage: Eukaryota; Fungi; Ascomycota; Eurotiomycetes; Chaetothyriales; Herpotrichiellaceae. Gene Ontology annotation, cellular component: cytoplasm. Bases 1 to 1233 code for a protein of 410 amino acids.
AUGCAAUGGACAGAUCGUCCCUUCAUCAUCGGUAUUGCUUCUGGCCUUGCCAUUGCUGUCAUCGUUGAUCAGCUCCGUCAGUUCUACGACAGCCACACCUCGGCCUCAAGGGACCAACGACGGCCUCCAUACUCCCAAUCCCAUGUGGACGAAACCAUAAAUUCAAAGGGAGUGAACCAGAUAUCUCCUCCACCCGUCGGCAAUGGCAUAGAAUCGACCAUAGGUUCCACGCCUCUUAUCGUCAUUCCCUCACUUUCAGGCUUCACCGGCUGCACAAUCCUCGCCAAAUGCGAACACCUCAACGGUGCCGGUGGCUCACCCAAAGAUCGGGUCGCGCUGUCAAUCCUCACUCGAGCGGAAGCGCAGGGCCUCCUUACGCCUCACACUGGAGACACCGUCUACGAGGGAACGGUUGGGUCAACGGGGAUAUCAUUGGCAACUUUAUGCCGCGCAAAGGGCUAUCUGGCCCACAUUUGCAUGCCGAACGAUCAAUCUCAUGAAAAAUCCAACCUCUUGUUGAAACUUGGUGCGGUUGUGGAACGAGUCCCGCCCGCGCCGAUAGUAGACCAAGAGCAUUUCGUCAACCGCGCUCGCAAUCUCGCCCGGGAACACACGGAAAACCCGGAGAAGAAAGGCAGAGGAUACUUUGCCAACCAGUUUGAAACAGAGGCCAAUUGGCGAGCGCAUUACGAAGGCACAGGGCCCGAGAUAUAUGCUCAGUGCCAGGGCCACAUCGAUGCAUUUACCGCGGGCGCGGGGACAGGAGGAACGAUAUCAGGCGUGGCUACGUAUCUUAAAGAAAAGCUGCCAGACGUUCAAGUUGUCCUUGCAGACCCUCACGGUUCGGGGCUGUAUAACAAAAUCAAACAUGGCGUCAUGUUCCAUUCACUGGAGAAGGAAGGGACCAGGAGAAGAGAUCAAGUCGAUACGAUUGUGGAGGGCAUCGGGUUGACUCGCUCCACCCUGAAUUUCGAGCAGGGAAGGGAGUUAAUUGACGAUGCCGUCAAGGUGAACGACCAGCAGGCGAUGAAUAUGGCGAGACUGCUGGUCGAGAGGGAUGGCAUAUUUGUAGGGAGCAGUAGCGCUGUGAACUGGCCCGGUCAUACGGUCGUCACGAUUCUGUGUGACUCUGGUAUGCGCCACCUGUCCAAGUUCUGGGCACGGAUAGGUGAAAUUGGAGGGGAGGCACGCACGACCCUCGAGGAUAUCCUUGAAGGCAGACGGUUGGACUGA